AUGUUCAAAAAUCAGUAUCAGGGUGGCCCAUUUGUUGAAAUAUUCAGUGCUCAAGGCAAGAACCCAGGAGCAAAAUGGAAGAUUUCUGGCAAUCCAUCAGCUAUAUGGAAAGAAUAUGAUAAAGAAGUAAAAGGCUUUGUUUUUGUACUUGAAGGAAACAGUCAAGUCAACAAAAUGCAGCUACCAAAGGAAACUAGACAAACAUUGGGACUGAUCCAGCGAUUUCUGACACUUCAGAUUUUUGUGCCGUUGGGACGAGACUUCUCCACUGAGUUACUGAUAACUGAUUUAGGAAAUAUUAAAAGAAGAUUGUAUUUAUCAACAGUCCACAAGGAGUUGUCUGUAACCCCUCUGCAUGCAAAAAUUCCACUGUUUACGAUGAACCGCAGAAUAUGGUGCAAUAUGUGUAUUGACUUGGUAGCAUUCACCAGUGAAAUAUUCAGAGGAGCUGCCUUCCAGUCUUUGGAUGGAAUUAGUAUUUCAGCUAACUGUAAACUGAGAAAGAUCUUCACUUUAAAAUCCAAGCCUCAAGAUACAGCUGAGAAAGAUGCUAUGUGUGGUGUUCCAGUCACGCCAUAUGAGCCCACAGAUGAUAUUCCUCCAACCUGCCAGCUGAAUAAAGAUGUGCCACAAGUUACACAAUUGCUGAACCUGACUAAAAUUCAGAAGUCAGAAAUAAAAUGCAGGACGCAUCCCGUAACACUGCAAGAAACAGGUAGCUCAAUUAAUAGAGGACAACGCACAGGUAAAACUCAGGAUGUAUCACAUAUUGCAUUUGGAUCAAAGAUCCUUGGGCCACCUCCAUCUUCAAACAGAAGAGUCAGUACGAGAGUAUCUGGAGAGGUAACAAAGACCCGCAGUAGCAAAAGUAAUAAAUCUUGCCGACUUCAAGGCAAGGGAAAGGGAGCUGAAUCCAUACCAGACACUGAGAGAUUGGAGCUGUCAUUCUCACCAUGCAAUGAUUCUUUAGAUCAAGAAGGCAGAAGAAAUACUCACCAAACAAGUAAAGAUGUGUGUCAACAUGACCCUGCAAUUCAGACUCGGGAUACCUCUCAGAAUGGAAGAGUAGAUUUUCAGCUUGACUCAUCACAAGGACCAUCAGCAGACAGGAACAGUCAUAGAAGAUUAUCUUUAAAAGAUGCAGCCAAAACCACAUGGAAGAUAACCAGUGAUGAAUGGGUGUUUCCAGAAAGUCUCACUGGGAGAGUUCAGUUGGAUACAAGUGAACAGCUUGUAGCUACUGAAGAUUCAGCCUGCCAUAAUGUAACCUUGCCACAGAAUGCCCCUGUUGAAUGUCACAGCAAUGAAACAGGUGAUCACCAAGUGAAUAAUAAAGAGACUUUCACAUUUUCAUCAAGACUUCGUUCAGCUCCUCGUGGGAAUUCUCCAGAUACGUCACCAGAAUGUGGCAUUUUCCAUUUGGAUUUGAAGCAAGAUAGUAACGGAGUACAUGGGAAAACCCAGAUUGAAGAUAAUGUUCAAGGAACUGACAGCAGCGAAGAGGAGUAUGACUGGAAAAACUACCAGUCAAAUAGACUCAGUUCAUCUGAACUGCAGAUGCUGGCUAGCAUGAAGAGACAGCAAAGUGAAGAAUCAGGAGAUACUGGGAUCUCCCAUGAGCUGAGUGCUUCACAGAUAGAUAAUUGCAACGUUAGCCUAAGUACAAGCAGUGAUGAUACAGCAACCUGCAACUCUUGUUUCCCACCACCCACCAGUCAGGAGCAUCACUAUCAGAAAGAAAUGAGCCCACUUUCUCAUUCCAACCCACGGGACUGGAUGGACGUGUUCAGUCCCCCCAUCAUUCCUAGAAGCCAGCAGCUGGAAAAGCACACUAAAUCUUCAGCAAAUCGGAGUACUCCAGGUGAAGAUGAUCUCAAUGCUGAAGAAGACGAGGAAAUUUUGACUCUUUUGUAUGAUCCAUGUCUGAACUGUUACUUUGAUCCAAAUUCUGGGAAGUACUAUGAAUUGGCAUAG
Messenger RNA from Nestor notabilis (Kea), 1974 nucleotides. RefSeq names its product chromosome unknown open reading frame, human C3orf67 (gene CFAP20DC). The transcript has 15 exons. Bases 1 to 1974 code for a protein of 657 amino acids. NCBI's taxonomy places the organism in Eukaryota, Metazoa, Chordata, Aves, Psittaciformes, Psittacidae. The record is from RefSeq and is a predicted model, not a curated record.